Aspergillus saccharolyticus JOP 1030-1 is the source of this 1559-nucleotide messenger RNA. RefSeq names its product putative MFS transporter. Bases 128 to 1528 code for a protein of 466 amino acids. The transcript is spliced from 4 exons. Gene Ontology annotation, cellular component: membrane. Gene Ontology annotation, biological process: transmembrane transport. Gene Ontology annotation, molecular function: transmembrane transporter activity. The record is from RefSeq and is a predicted model, not a curated record. NCBI's taxonomy places the organism in Eukaryota, Fungi, Ascomycota, Eurotiomycetes, Eurotiales, Aspergillaceae.
ACAAAGAUGCCGCCCUGGAAGUUGUGAGUAGCGAAGAGGCGCUGGAGGUCGACCCCGCAGUGGAGCGCCGAGUCUUGAGGAAGAUUGAUUUGUUCUUCAUGCCGGCGAUGUUGGUGGGUGAGUGUACAUGAAGCUACAGAAGGGGGUGGACUGGGAGACUGAUCUUAGCAUAGGCUACGGAUUCGUGUACUGGGACAAGGCCAUUCUUGGUAGUGCCUCGUUGUUUGGCAUGACCACCGACUUGGCUCUCUCCGUUGUAGAUUACAGCACUUCGCCUCCAACCAAGAACACCUCGCGCCUCAGUUGGGCUACCUCCAUCUUCUACUUCGGUAUGAUGGCCGGUCUGUACCCGAUGACUCUGGUGUUGCAACGCUUCAAGAUCCAGCACGUGUUGGGCCCGAUUGUCAUGCUGUGGGCCAUCACCUGCGCCGCCACUGCCGGCGUCACCUCAUGGCGGGGUUUAUUCGUCCAGCGCUUCUUCCUUGGAUUCGUCGAGAGCGUGAUCCCCACCGGUUUCAUGACGGUCAUUAGCGGCUACUACACGCAGAAGGAGCAGACCCUGCGCCAGGCCAUCUGGUUCUCGGGGACGGGGUGGUUCACCAUCAUCGGGGGGGCGCUCAACUACGCCUUCGGCCAGAUCACCACCGGCGCACUUCGGCCGUGGCAAUACAUCUACAUCUUCGCCGGCGUUCUCACCUUUUUGUUUGGGAUCUGGUGCUGCAUCCUCCCCAACUCUCCAGUGUCGGCCUGGUUCCUGACCCCGGAGGAACGGGUGGUCGCCGUGGAGCGCCUCCGCCGUGGCCAAACAGGCGUGCGAUGCCAGACGAUCAAGAUGUCGCAAAUUGUGGAGGCGUUCACCGAUGUGAAGCUGUAUCUCAUCGCUAUCAUGAUGGCUGCUGCCUACACUAUCAACGGCGCCAUCUCCGGCUUCGGUCCCCUCAUCGUCAGCACCUUCGGGUACAACACCUUGGCUUCGAUCCUCUUCCAAUUCCCCGUUGGUGGCAUCUGUAUCAUCUUCAUCCCCCUCGUCGGCUACAUCCCCACCGUCCUCCCCAACACUCGCAUUUUCCUGCUGGUGACCUGCUGCCUCCCCGUCAUCGCCGGAUGCGUCAUGAUCUGGAAAUCCACCUGGGGCUAUCGCCCGGCCACCCCAGUGGUCGGCUACGCCCUGACCGGGUUCUUUGGCCCCGUGGUGAGUCUGAUUAUCACACUGGGUGCGAGCAAUGUGGCCGGUGCCACCAAGAAGACCAUCAUGGCCGCGACGGUGUUCGUCGCGUAUGCGGUGGGCAAUAUCAUCGGGCCACAACUGGUCAAGUCGCAGACGGUGGGGCAGCAUUACCCCGAGCUGUGGACGGGGAUGGUCAUCUGUUAUUGCAUUGUGAUUGCGACGGCGGGCAUCUUGUGGGUGGUGCUGUGGAGGGAGAAUCGGAGGAGGGAGGCGGCGGGGCUGGAUGAGGCAUUGAGGGAUAAGUUGGGAUUUCAGGAUCUGACGGAUCGGGAGAAUGGGUGGUUUCGGUAUGUUCUUUAGUUUUCUCCGUAUAGAGAGGGCUUGAUGGUGG